Molecule: messenger RNA, 710 nt
Organism: Coffea arabica (coffee)
Lineage: Eukaryota; Viridiplantae; Streptophyta; Magnoliopsida; Gentianales; Rubiaceae
Source: RefSeq, a predicted model, not a curated record
UCUUGUACUCAAUUGGUUGAGCCCCACAAUUGUAUUAUAUUUGUUAAUACUUGAUAAUAACAAUCAUAUUGAAUUUGAGUGUUAUUUGUCUUCACUGGGCCUACAACUAUGAGAAAAGCAACAUGAGGUAUGCCUCAGGUUCAGAUCAGCUAUGCCUCAGGUUUCUACAACACGCAAGCAAAGUUCGUUGAAGAUGACAAAUAUUGAUGGGUUCAAAACAUACCAACAUGAGCCGGCAAGAAAACUCGUUCGUGUAGUCGGGUUCAUGCGAAGUGGUUCGUUGCAGACUGAUUUUGAUGCAUGCCUUCCUCUGGACAGGGUUAACGAAUGCAGUGGGUUCUUGAUAAUGAUUUUUCUGACAAUACCACAUGAAAUGCUUUCUUCGGAUGUGAAAAGGUUUUACAGCUUUCUUCGGACCUCAAAGUCUUGGAAUCCGGUUGUGGCAGACAAGGCUGAGUGGGUUGACUUACUUAUCCUUCCAUCAUGUUUCUAUGUUGUGUAAUUCGUCUGGCCCCAAGUCAUCGAAAUAAUUGGUGGAGUAGUUGUCUUCAUCUGAUGAUUCUAAUGUUAAUUCUUCUUCAUCUUCUUCGUUGAGAUAAUCUGCUAAAUGCCUGUCAAAAAUUUCUGGAUACUUGGUGCUGGCAAUAAAAUCUGACAAAAGUCUGGAGAAAAGAUAUAAAAGGGCACAUUGAAAGAUAUUUCAGUAGAAU